CAUCGAGUUUAAGCUUUCCAUAUCAAAAUCCGGAUCUCGCAAAUUCGGAAUAGGCACGUCGCUGUGAAAAGAUUGCCCCGCAGAAGACUCCGCCAUUUUUGGUGAAUUUUCUUUGUUUAGUAAGUCAGAACCGAGACAGCCAAUGCUCUCUAUAAACUCGUCAACCAGCUGCUCGCGAUUAGCAGAAACGUUCGAAGUGCCACCAUUAAACUUUUGGUCAGCCCCGACCGCAACGGGAGCAUCCGCGGAAUACGCGCCCUCCUUACUCUCAGACCCAUCUUCUGAGAUCUCGAAAUCGUCUAAGACCUCUUCAAAAAAAAAGUCAGCUCUCUGUUUACGACGGAUAAAGCAACGUAAAUUUUUUUCAAAAAAAAUUUUAAAACCAUACCGUCAAGCAAUUCGUCCAAAUCAGCGGGCAUAGGUAUCGGGCCAAGCCGAGAAAAAAAAUAACAUCAGCCAAAAACAGUUUUUUUUUCUGCUGUCUAAGCAGACGCCUUUUUUUUUGCGCACCAUGAGUUCGCAAAAAAUUUACCCCAAUUUUGAAGCUCUCAAACUAAAUGCUACAGAUGACUUGCCCUAUCCACUAUCUAUAGACAGCUCUGUAAUCAACCGAUCAGACGAGGUUAUCAAAACCCUUACUUCUCCUGAGAAAAGGCCCUCGGAAGUGCUCUCUUAUCUCCAAAGGCAAUCAGAAUGCAUCCAAAGCAUGAAGUCGCUGAUAAACAAACAGCUUCAGUUUCUGCAAGUCGAGGAAAUUAUUCUGAGAAAUAAAUUAAAACAAAUACCACAAAAAGGAGCGCAAAAUGUGCAGUUCAAUGAAGAAACGACCAAUAAUGCCAAAAAUUUAGGACCUUUGUAUUUCGACACUGAGAUGAGCUCGCUUUCAUCAUCCCAGAUGUGCGAGGUGGUACAGUACUCGUCUCCAUCUGAGAAUGAUAAAGCAAAUGCAGACGAUAUCGACCUUUUGAUGCUUUCAUUAGAUUCGGGAUUAAACACCGAACUCGAUAAGAGCGAUGACGAUGAAGACGACGAAGCUAGUAAUGCAGCGAUCAUAGAAAUGAGGAAACUCAUAGCCGACCAUAAAUCCAAAACCAGACCAUAA
Schistocerca gregaria is the source of this 1102-nucleotide messenger RNA. RefSeq lists its product as uncharacterized. The transcript is spliced from 3 exons. NCBI's taxonomy places the organism in Eukaryota, Metazoa, Arthropoda, Insecta, Orthoptera, Acrididae. Bases 512 to 1102 code for a protein of 196 amino acids. The record is from RefSeq and is a predicted model, not a curated record.